AUGACGACCAAGACAACAUUGACAAUGACCUUUACAAUGAAUAAGUUCGAAAUCCUACAGUACAAUGUGAACAAGUCGCAGCCAGUCAUGGCCUCGUUUCUCCGGGACGAUGAGGUACUAAAGGCCAGCAUCAUUGCGGUGCAGGAACCGUGGAGGAAUACCUUUUCCAACACCACACAGCAACCAGCAUCAGCCUCGUUUCAGCUGCUCUAUCCGAAAACGCCGGACGACGAACCACCAGGGGUGUGCUUGUAUGUGUCGAAGGAACUCGACCCAAGGGAAUGGUCCUGCCAGCUUGUGAAUCGUGACUACCAGAUUUCAAAGUUACGGAAGACGCAUCGGCAUGGAGAAUGGACGGAUCUUCAAUCAAUCAAUCAAUCAAUACUUCAUUUGCCCGAUUCCAACUACCCACAGUAUUUCAACUGCCCAAACGUCCUCGCUGCACCAAUUGUCCUCGUUGCACCCUCAACUGCCCUCUGCUUCCACCAGCUCCCUCGAAUCACCGAGGUCUCGCGUCACUGA
Penicillium riverlandense is the source of this 522-nucleotide messenger RNA. RefSeq lists its product as uncharacterized. The transcript has 2 exons. The coding region runs from base 1 to 522 and encodes 173 amino acids. The record is from RefSeq and is a predicted model, not a curated record. Lineage: Eukaryota; Fungi; Ascomycota; Eurotiomycetes; Eurotiales; Aspergillaceae.